AUGUCUAGCCAACACUGUCGACCUCCAACAGCAACUUCGGCACAUGUAAGUGAUACCCAAAAUAAUGUUACGGUGACUGAGACGGAAGCAAGGAAUUUUGUUGACGUUGAUGAAAUUGCUUUAGUUAAAACACCAGCACCAGAAAUCAAGCAGGGUAAACAGAAAACCGCAGAAGCUGACACAACACAAAGUGUAACACGGAGAGGUAGAGUAGAAAUUUGCGACCAACCACAGGCUAGUGACCAACACAAAGUGAAGGAUAACAAUAACAGUCAUCGAAAGGAGCAAGUAUCCGAGCUGACGAACGCUAUUGCGGCCACCGAAAAUGUCAGUUCACUUGGCGUAAAAUUAAAAACAUCAAUUUAUGACUGGGACUCACCCAGCUCAUUCACUGGCACAGUGAAGAGGCGGAACAGGCGACCACAUACAGUGGCAGGCGCCUCCUUAAAUGUUCCUCGAGGAGUGGGAUAUGUAAAGGUACAACAGAAUGCAGCUUCGGAAAACUCAUCACUCUCAGUAAAAGCUUUAGCUAGCCAACCGACUGCUGUGGACACCACCGACCGACGGAAAACCACCGAAACCAAUCAAAUAAAUAUUUGUGAUAAUAAACGAAACAAUAAUGCAAUUAGUGCAAGCCAAGCGAACGAAACCAGUAGUAAAUUGAAGCGUCACACAGUACGCAACGAAGAAUCAGCCUCUUACAAGAAAAAAACUGCGAACCUCCUUCGCACCAUGCCAAAGUCACAACGCCAGAGUAAAGAGAAAUCGAAAUUGCGUCACAGCAAGUCUUUGGCAGCGGCCGAUCGUAAUGCAAAUAAUCCGACCAGCACGGCUACACCACCUGAGUCGCCGGGCAGCGAACACAAUCCAUUAACUACGUCGCUCCACUCACAUAAGAGUGCCCCUGGCACAAUACCGAAGUCUUCGAAAGGUUCAGCUUCUCUAAACUCAUCACAGACGCAUAUCAAUCGCAAUCUUUGCAAUGCCUCGUAUACACACACGAACGAGUUAGUCAACGACUCACAUGCCCUGCGAGAUGCCAACUAUAUGGAGUUGAGUUUUUAUAAUGGACGUUACACAGGCGCAGAUUCCACGCAGUUUGCCGAACUCUUUUGUGAUUUCCCCGCAAGUUAUGGUUCUACGACCGUUAUUACGAAUUCGCAGUUUGCGAAGUGUGGACUACAACACUCGCCUCAACCACCACCACCAUAUCGUGAACCACCGCCACCUACACCACCACCGAUUUCGCAAAUGCCAACACGCGAUUCGAGGUACCUUGCGAUGCAAACCUCUACUGAGGGUAGUGCUUCCGUAUCAGCGCCUGCCACACCAUCACGCGGCAAGGUUGUGCUCAGCAAGAAGGAACGCAAAGAGUUGAGUAAGCUGAAUGCACGUUUGGGUGUGUACGAUGGCAGCGAAAAUGCGGGUGGCAGCGCUAGUGCGACAUCUAGUCCAUAUAAAGGACGCGUAUCUGAGCUGAAAAACUGCUUGGCGCGUGGUCUCUUUGCCUCUCUUAGUCGUGGUUCCCAAAAGUCGCUUACAGCGAACAGUGCACCGCAAGAAGAUGUGACUACAUCCUCGAUUGAGGUCUCACCACCGCCACCAGCACCACCAGAUACGAGCCCACCGAAUUCAAAUGCGUCAAAUAACAAUGAUGCUGAUUACAGUGAAAAGCUGAAAAACUUGCCAGUGCGGCAGCGUAAAACCCAUGUUUCGCAUAUGGAUAACUAUUGUCUCUUCGAUCCUGUGGACUUUAUCAAUGAGAAGGCUAUGCGUCAACGCGCACACGAGCAGUUAGGCAGAAUGUUUGAGCCCGCAGCGACGCAUGGUUUGCGUGAUCCAUUAUUUAGCUCACGCCAAAAUCUGAAUUUUAGCGAAGAGGAGAUAGUGCCCGAAGUUAUUUACAAUGAGGAGCUGCCCGGCGAGGAGGAUUCAACACUCAUGAUUGAAGUGACGUAUGGUGAGGCGUGUGGUGGUGCGGCGUCCAAUGCGUCAAAUUUCGAUCAUCACAACUAUUUCGUUAUUGAUCCCGAUGACUUUGAAGAGGAGCCCAUCGGUGAUAUUGGCAUACCGAACCCUUUCACAAACGAACAGCUCGUACACGCUAACCUCGAAGCACUGGCCGUUGAAUGCGUCGCGAGAGUCGAUGAGCCUAUACUACAUGAAUCCGCUAGCUUAGAACAGUUACUCGAGGUUCUCGAUGCAGCGCCGAGUAUGUCGAAUAGUCAGGAGUCAAAAGAUACAAAUACCACAACUUCGCGUACGACUACUACAUCAACUGCGCUUGUAGAGUCUUCCACCUCUACCAACUCAACUAGUUCCUCCACAUCAGCGACGUCCUCGCAAACAACAUUGCAGCGCACAAAAAAACGUUUAACUUUCUUAAAUCUCUCACCAUUUCGUUCGCUCUCAUCGAAAAACUCAACCGCAGCAGGUAACACGGGGGGUACAAACACAGAAAAACGCGGUAAGCGCCAACAACGUGCCAUAUCGGAGUUAGUUAGUUCGGAGCAUAUGCUACAUUUACAAAAUAUGCUACUGGAUGGCAAAGCAAAUUUACGUGCGCGUACCGUACCAAUCGAAUCGAAUUAUGUACUAUUCAACCCGGGUCCGGUACCGAGUCGCAAUGUGCCGUAUAAAAUUCGUAAGCCGCGUCCCCUUUCUUCAUGCAGCGAUGCGGAUAGUGGUUUUCUGAGUCCUUGUUCGCCGGAUGAGCUGUCCUCUUCGAAGCUAGGCUCGGCGAUCUUGGUGCUACAGCAGUGCGAUAGCAUACAGUGUCACAUUGAGGUAAGUAAAUUUUGA
Messenger RNA from Ceratitis capitata (Mediterranean fruit fly), 2802 nucleotides. RefSeq lists its product as uncharacterized. The coding region runs from base 1 to 2802 and encodes 933 amino acids. The record is from RefSeq and is a predicted model, not a curated record. The transcript is spliced from 2 exons. NCBI's taxonomy places the organism in Eukaryota, Metazoa, Arthropoda, Insecta, Diptera, Tephritidae.